This is a messenger RNA of Octopus sinensis (East Asian common octopus), 699 nucleotides long. RefSeq names its product craniofacial development protein 2-like. The transcript has a single exon. The record is from RefSeq and is a predicted model, not a curated record. NCBI's taxonomy places the organism in Eukaryota, Metazoa, Mollusca, Cephalopoda, Octopoda, Octopodidae. The coding region runs from base 1 to 699 and encodes 232 amino acids.
AUGAAUGCCCAGGCUGGAGCAAAUAAUAAGGGGAAUGAGAAAAUAAUGGGUAAACAUGGAACAGAAAUCAUCAACAGUAAUGGCGAAGGGCUUGUAGAAUUCUGCGGAAUGAAUGAUCUCGUCAUUUAUGGAACUAUAUUCCCACACAAGGACAUUCACGAAAACACCUGGACCUUUCCAGAUAAAAGAACAACAAAUCAAAUUGAUCAUACACUCGUCAAAUGUAAAUACUGCUCAUCAAUAAAAGAUACCCGGGUCAUGAGAGGCGCUGAUGUUGUAAGUGGUCAUCAGCUUGUAAGGUCACAAGUGAAGUUGAAACUUCGAAAACACCUGUACAAGACAAAGACAAACCCAAGAACAAGAUAUGGCACUUGCAAACUACAAAAUCAAAUAAUCAAAAGCAAGUUCACUAUGAAACUGAAGAAUAAAUUUGCUUUGCUUGAGGCAAUUCCAGAUGAUACUGACAUAGAAGAGAAAUGGAAAAACUUCGAUAAAGCAUUCAACCAGACAGCCAAAGAAGUACUUGGUGUAAAAAAAAAGAAUCGAAAACCGUGGAUAGGACCAGACUCUUGGGAAAAGGUUGAAGAGAGAAAACACCUCAAAAUUAAAACUGAAAAUGCCAAGUCUAUCAGAAUUAAAACAGCAGGUGCAAAUGGAAUACAAAGCCAAAGAAGGAGAUGUCAAAUCAAGUAUAAAUGA